AUGAGAAUUCAAUCUUUUAUUCUUAUUGUCCUUGUUGUUGUUUUUUCCUCUGCGGCCAUUAAUCAUGCUACCUUCAUCAACCCCAAUGAUCCAUUAGUUAAUGAAAUUGGCAACUUUGCUGUUAACGAAUACAACAAACAAGGUAAUAAGCUGAAAUUCGAGAAGAUCUUAAGUGGUGUAUCUGAAAUAACACCACAAGGGACCAACUACCGCAUCACGCUUUCUGCCACAGAUGGUUCAACCUCCAACAAAUAUGCAGCCAUUGUAUUGGAUAAUCCAACACAACAUGUUAGAAAAUUGGUGAAUUUUGCAGUUAUUAAAGUCUAA
Vicia villosa (hairy vetch) is the source of this 327-nucleotide messenger RNA. Its product is annotated as cysteine proteinase inhibitor 5-like. Lineage: Eukaryota; Viridiplantae; Streptophyta; Magnoliopsida; Fabales; Fabaceae. Bases 1 to 327 code for a protein of 108 amino acids. Gene Ontology annotation, molecular function: cysteine-type endopeptidase inhibitor activity. The record is from RefSeq and is a predicted model, not a curated record. The transcript has a single exon.